CUUUGAGAAAGGAAACUGGUACUUAAAGACAUAUGCUCAAAAAGUUUAGACAGCAAUAUUUGUCUAUUGUUCUGCUAACAGUUAAACAUUUCUCUAGCACUGGAGUUAUACCCAUCACCAGGUCCUUGUGAACAUGAAAUGACUGAGUCAAACUAAGGAGGUCCAGAACGCUUUUCAUAAUCAAAAACUUGUAACAUUUUGUUAGCUUACAAGAGCAAAACUUUUAACAUUCUUGAAAAAUGGCUUUAGAGGCAUGUGGAAGUUGUUUGAGUUGUCUGCUGAUACCUCUUGCACUUUGGAGUAUUGUUGUUAAUGUCCUAUUAUAUUUCCCUAAUGGAAAUGCUUCAUAUGCCGCCAGUUUCCAGCUUCCCAACUAUGUGUGGUAUUUCGAAGGGAUCUGUUUCUCAGGUGUGAUGAUCCUUCUCUUGGCAGUAAUUCUCAUAACUCUGGAGUGUAGUGUGUUCCAUCAGUGCUGCCAGAGUGAGAGCUGUAAUAAAACCUACAGGAGUUUUAUUUCAAUUGUGUUAGCCCUGCUUGGAGUUGCUUUCUCUGGAUACAGUUGCAUCAUUUUUACCUUGGGGUUGAUCCAAGGCCCAUUCUGCAAUUCAUCAAAUGGAUGGGACUACAUCUUCAAAAAUACUGUUGGAGGGUACCUCACAAAUUACUCUGCUUGGUCUCAGUGCACUGAACCUGCUAAUGCAGUGGAAUGGAACAUCAUUUUACUCUCUAUUCUGAUAGCUCUUAGUGGACUGCAGUUGAUCAUCUGUUUUCUCAAAGUGGCUGCUGAGUUGAAACGGACACUCUGUGGGACCUAUUCUGUUUUUGUUCAGGCUGGGAUUCUCUGAAAAUGGCAAGGAAAUCAUUGCUUCUCCCCCACACGCACCAAAAAAAAAAAAGAGAGAAAUGGCUUCCCCAGCAUUUAAGAUGGCAGAUUUGGUUGCUGCAAAGACAAGCGAAAUCUUUGUCUUCAAUCUUUCUUUCUAGAAUGUCUGUAUUGUGGAAGAAGGUAUUUGAACUGUUUGAUGGCUAAAUGCUGGACGUCUGCAAUUUCCUAAAGAAAAGCUGUUUUCUAACCUGUCCAGUUGUCCAUGGCCAUGACUUUUUACCUUCCAGCUUGUUCUGACAACAGGGAGGUUUGAAUACCAUGGAACUACUUUUGUCCUAAGCCUGCCUUUUUUUUUUUUUUUUUAAAUAAACUGCUGUAAAACUA
Cygnus olor (mute swan) is the source of this 1210-nucleotide messenger RNA. It is a transcript of the gene TM4SF18, whose product is annotated as transmembrane 4 L six family member 18. Lineage: Eukaryota; Metazoa; Chordata; Aves; Anseriformes; Anatidae. The transcript is spliced from 5 exons. Gene Ontology annotation, cellular component: membrane. The record is from RefSeq and is a predicted model, not a curated record. Bases 240 to 845 code for a protein of 201 amino acids.